AUGGCGUUCUCCGGUACGGCUGUCCCAGGCCCGCACUUGUUGACCUUGUCGCUGCUCGUCGGCGCAGGCAUGCUACUGUCCCUCCUCGCACAUGUUUACUGGGCCUGGUACCGCCUCAGACACAUUCCCGGGCCACGAUGGGCUGCCUUCAGCAAAUGGUGGAUGCUACGUAACACACUGAGUGGGAAGAUGCAUCUUGCGCUGAAGCGAGCCUGUGAUGAAUACGGUCCGGUCGUCCGCAUCGGUCCCAACGACUUGGUAACCAAUGACUCGGAGAUCUUGCGCCGCAUGUGGGCGGUGCGCUCGCCAUACCGCAAGGGCGACUUUUACGACGCUAUCAGGCUCGACCCGACCAAGGACAACAUCAUUUCCAUGCGCGACGAUCAUGCACAUAACGAACUCCGCGCCAAAGUGGCCAUUGGCUAUUCGGGCAAAGAGAACGAGUUCCUCGAGACAGCCAUCGACGUGCAGAUGCUGUCGUUGGUACGGUUGAUCGAGGAACGGUACCUUUCGACGUCUGGUGUCUUCCGUCCCAUGGACUUUGCGAGCAAGAUGCAUUACCUGACCCUCGACAUCAUCACAUCGCUGGCCUUUGGCGAGUGUUUUGGCUACCUCUCGCAAGACAGAGACGUACACAACUACAUCCAAAUCACCGAAGAGAGCAUGCCCGUCAUGAUGACCUUGUCAGUGUUGCCCAGCCUAGCCGCUAUUAUGCAAUCUCCCUUCUGUCGACGUGCCAUGCCCUCGGAGCACGACCGUGUGGGUCUGGGCAAAUUCAUAGCCGUGGCCAAGAAGGUAGUUGCUGAGCGCAUUGCCUCCGGCAAGGUCCAAAGGGACAUGCUCGGCUCGUUCCUAGCCCAUGGGCUUACCCCUGAGGAAGCUGAGGGUGAGGCGCUUGUACAGGUUCUCGCCGGCUCGGACACAACUGCCACAGCCAUGCGCAUGACCAUGGUCUAUCUCAUGACGACGCCCACAGCCUACAAUGCCCUCGCCAAGGAGGUACGCGACGCAUGUGACAGAAGUCUCCUAUCAGUACCUGUCCAGGACGCCGAGGCGCGAAGGCUUCCCUAUCUUCAGGCCACCAUCCGUGAGGGCCUCCGUGUCUUCCCACCCGUCACGGGCCUCAUGUCGGUAGCAGUACCACGUGGAGGUGAUGUCAUGCACGGUAUGAGCAUCCCGGAGGGCACGCAGAUCGGGUGGUCAGCCUUCGGAGUGCUCCGCAGCAAGGCUGUCUUCGGCCCAGAUGCCGACACGUUCAGACCAGAGCGUUGGCUGGAGGCGGGUGACGAGGAGCUCAAGGCGAUGACAGCGCAAUGGGAACUGGUGUUUAAAUACGGAAAGUGGCAGUGUCUCGGCAAGACUCUGGCACUGCUUGACCUGAACAAGAUCUUCGUCGAGCUUCUUCGUCGCUUUGACUUUUCGCUGAUCGACCCCAUUGAGCCGAUGAAGUCAUACUCAGCUGGUAUUUUCAUUCAGUCGAACCUGAUGGUCAAGGUUGUUGGUCGUGGCCCAUGA
Messenger RNA from Verticillium nonalfalfae, 1515 nucleotides. RefSeq lists its product as uncharacterized. The record is from RefSeq and is a predicted model, not a curated record. The transcript has 5 exons. The coding region runs from base 1 to 1515 and encodes 504 amino acids. NCBI's taxonomy places the organism in Eukaryota, Fungi, Ascomycota, Sordariomycetes, Glomerellales, Plectosphaerellaceae. Gene Ontology annotation, molecular function: iron ion binding; oxidoreductase activity, acting on paired donors, with incorporation or reduction of molecular oxygen; heme binding.